Aspergillus ochraceoroseus IBT 24754 is the source of this 7621-nucleotide messenger RNA. Its product is annotated as type I polyketide synthase. The transcript has 10 exons. Lineage: Eukaryota; Fungi; Ascomycota; Eurotiomycetes; Eurotiales; Aspergillaceae. Gene Ontology annotation, biological process: secondary metabolite biosynthetic process; fatty acid biosynthetic process. Gene Ontology annotation, molecular function: fatty acid synthase activity; oxidoreductase activity; phosphopantetheine binding. The record is from RefSeq and is a predicted model, not a curated record. The coding region runs from base 42 to 7526 and encodes 2494 amino acids.
AUUUUUCGAACCACGUCUUCCUUCGGCAUUUUUAUUUCGCCAUGGGAAGCUACGAGGCGGUUGUCAAUGGAAGCCAUGUAGCCUCCAGCUCAGCAAGUCCCUGGGUCGACGACCCUAUCGCGAUCGUUGGUAUAGGGUUACGUCUGCCUGGCGGAAUCCGCACAACUCAACAAUACUGGGAAUUCUUAAAGAACAAAGGAAGUGCCCGUAGUCGUGUCCCGGACAACCGUUACAGGACAGAGUCCUUUGUAGGCCCGGCUGGCAAGGCAGGCCACACGGCUACAGAGUAUGGGUAUUUUCUCAAUGACGCUGACCUGGGUGCGAUAGAUUCGUCAUUUUGGUCCAUGUCCCGGAAGGAAAUAGGGCUGAUGGAUCCUCAGCAACGACUGAUGCUUGAGGUUGCCUUCGAGGCCCUGGAGAACUCCGGUACAACCGACUACAAGGGCAAAGAUAUCGGGUGCUUCGUUGGCACAUUUGGCGAGGAUUGGGUUGAUCUGCAGUCUAGAGAUCCUCUGAACUCAGGGCUGUACCGAAUUCCGGGAUACGGAGAUUUUGCCAUCUCGAAUCGCGUCUCCUACGAGCUCGGAUUGACGGGGCCCAGUAUGACGAUUCGAACGGCCUGUUCAUCUUCCUUAACCGCUUUAUAUCAAGCAUGCCAUGCCAUUUAUGCGGGCGAAUGUUCAUCAGCCAUAGUAGGAGGAUGCAAUCUCAUCCUCUCGCCGCAUAUGACAAUUGCAAUGACCGAGCAGCGGGUCCUAUCACCCACCGGCGAAUGCAGAUCUUUCGAUGCUGAUGCCAAUGGUUAUGCGCGCGCAGAAGCAGUAAACGCUGUCCACAUCAAACGACUUUCCAGCGCCAUCAGGGACAAAGACCAGAUUCGCGCGGUUAUCCGCUCUGCAUGCAUUAACUCGGAUGGAAAGACAGCCGGCCUGUCAUUCCCGAGCUCAGAGAGCCAUGAGGAGCUCAUUCGCCGAAGCCACCGCCUCGCAGGGAUUACAGAUCUAUCCAAGACCGCAAUGAUUGAAUGCCAUGGCACCGGGACGCAGGUUGGAGACCCCUUAGAGGCCCGAGCUGUUGCGAAUGCAUUUGGGGAUUGGGGAAUUUUGAUCGGAUCCGUCAAAACGAAUGUCGGUCACAGCGAGGGCGCAUCCGGGCUCACCAGCGUAAUCAAGAUGGUGCUGGCCCUGGAGAACGCGACCAUUCCUCCCAACAUUAACUUCAAGACUCCCAAUCCGAAAAGCAAGUAUUUCAUAAACGCCGGCCUCAGGGUUCCGGUGGACUGUGAAUCGUGGCCCGAGGGCAAGGCAGAGCGCGUUGGUGUGAACUCGUUCGGAAUUGGAGGUGCUAACGCGCAUGUGCUACUAGAGUCGACUGCAUCGGUUAUGGAGAAGAGCAUUCCGGUCAACAGUGAUAAACUGCAGAGCCAUGCCCCAAUCCAACUACUUACCUUCUCAGCAACACACCCGGAGGCUUUGAAAGGCAGCAUGGAGAGCGUGCGGCAGUAUCUCGAGCAGAACCCAACAAGGGCCUCCGAUGUGAGCUAUACGCUAUGCUGCAGGCGUCAAAAGUUUCCACACUGUGCAUUCGCCUUGACAACAGAGGAUGGAGGCCUAGACUUCUCGCCUGUACAGAAAUGUGGAGGUACUCCUGAUUUGGUCUGGGUCUUUACUGGGCAAGGCGCGCAAUAUGCACAAAUGGGCAAAGAGCUUCUACUUCAUAGCCGUAUAGCGAGGGACACGAUCACAAGGCUAGAUUCUGCUCUAGACUCAUUCGACGUUGUAAGAGACUGGCGCUUAGAAGGUGAAAUAUUGAAACCUGAGUCGGAAACACGAGUGUACGAUGCCGAGUUCUCGCAACCUUGCUGUACCGCCAUCCAAAUAGCCCUGGUGGAUGUUUUACGAUCAAUCGGCGUAAAGCCUGCAGCAGUCGUAGGACACUCAUCUGGUGAAAUUGCUGCUGCAUAUGCAGCGGGUGCACUUACAGCGGAGGAGGCCAUUGCAGUUGCAUACCAUCGCGGCCAAGUCAGCAGCAUUGCUGAGGACGGCGAGAAAGCUGGCAUGAUGGCCGUUGGGCUUGGGAGAGCACAGGUGUCCCGCUACUUGAAUAUCGGAGUCACCGUUGCGUGCGAGAAUAGUCCCAACAAUGUCACGCUCAGCGGAAAUCCAAGCUCACUUGAUGCUAUAGAAAAGGAUAUCAAGGUUGAUUAUCCUUCGGUGUUAACUCGCCGGUUGCGCGUCAAAUGUGCAUAUCAUUCAGAUCAAAUGAAACAAGUCGAGGCGGACUAUCUAGAAAGACUCAGACAGCAUGUGCAUGAAGUGCAAGAACGACAGGUCGAAACCGUGUUCGUUUCGACAGUCACCGAGGAAAUCAUGCACACAGGCGACCAAUUUGGGCCACAGUAUUGGUGCCAAAAUUUGAUUUCGCCAGUUCUCUUCAGCACUACUGUGUCUAAUAUCCUAACGAAGAAAAUCGUCUCCAAGCCGGUUUUCCUGGAAAUCGGACCUCACUCGGCCUUGUCAGGCCCGUUAAGAGAGAUCGCGGCAGCGUCAAUUGGCAGCCCAGUCCCCUACAUUUCCACAUUGGUACGCAAGAAUAAUGCCUAUCAGAGUAUCCUUCGUACAGUUGGGCAACUGUUCACGUCGAAUGUGGACCUGGAUUUAUUAUCUCUUUGCAAAGGGACGCUUUUGCAUGACCUUCCCGGUUAUUCCUGGCACUAUGAUGGUAGUUACUGGUCUGAAUCAAGGGUUACUAAAGAUUGGAGGCUCCGUGAAUAUCCUCGCCAUGACCUGCUCGGGUACAGGAUCACUGAUGGGAAUGACCAAGAGCCAACUUGGAGAAAUAUCCUAGACCUUGAUAACAUCCCUUGGGCUAGAGACCAUGUCAUUUUCAAGGAUGCUGUUCUCCCUGCUGCUGCAUAUGUUACCAUGGCCGGCGAGGCCGUACGCCAACUCAGUGGCCAUCCCGAUUUUAGUGUGCGUAAUGUCAAUAUUCUGGCAGCAAUGGUUUUGAGUGAGGAGCAUCCGAUAGAGGUAGUCUCGCAAUUUCGACGGUCCCGAUUGACCACAACCCUGGAUUCCGAAUGGUGGGAUUUCACCAUCACGAGCCAACUGGAUGGAACAUGGAGAAAGCAUUGUACAGGGCAAGCUCGCGGUGGCCGUGAUUACCCAGUGGCUAUGCCGCUUCCUGUCACUGGACAACGAAAAGUCGAAUCACAAGCUUGGUAUCGAACAAUGCGGAAAUUCGGUCUUAAUUAUGGUCCCCGAUUCCAGGGGCUGAGAAGUAUCACUGCCAGUGUAUCAUCAAAGGCCGCAACUGCCGACAUUCAGGACUCCCGGGAAUCAGGGGAAAGCCACUAUACAAUGCAUCCAUGCACAAUCGACUAUGUCUUCCAGUUGAUUACUGCCGCGCGCUUUCAAGGACUAGCUAGGCUAUUCGACCACACAGAGGUGCCCACCUUCAUCAGCGAGUUAUAUCUCUGUCCUCCAUCCGGAUCUAUUAGCAUCGAAGUCACAGUAAACGAAACACCAAACGGACCUCUUUCGAGCGAUGCAAUUGGGUAUUGCGGUACCGAUCUAGUUUUUUACUUACAGCAGAUGCGUCUAUCCAGGCUCAGUGAUGGUGAAGAGAUCCAUGCGGUUGAUCCACACGCUGGAUCCCACUUGGUUUGGAAACCCGAUAUCGAUGAUGUUGACAUGACCACUCUGAUCAGAAAAAUUCCCAACGUGUGGGAAGAUCAUUCAUUGAUCGAAGAAUUGGCGAUGUCGUGCAUGCUUGAGACAUAUCACCGUGCGAAAGGCACGACUGCCUCUGUAGCCCACCUGAAUAAAUUUCACGAAUGGCUAGGACUGCAGUAUGGUAGGGCGCGAGAUAGCAACUAUCAUAUGGUCCCAGCCUGUCAGGAAAUUGCGUCGAUGACUUCAGAGGAGAGGACCCGCCACAUUGAGACCCUAUACAGCCAAACUGCCAAUUCAAAGGCAAGACCGAUAGCAACACUCAUUACUCGGGUCUGUGAAGCAUCUGUCGGUUUAUUUACCGGGGAGGUGGACGCUCUAUCCCUGUUGAGAAAGGACGACCUGCUCACAAGUCUUUACAACUUCAUGCAGUUGUGUGAUUUCACCCAAUUCUUCCAGGUAUAUGCGCACAACAAACCCACAAUGCGUGUUCUUGAAAUUGGUGCCGGUACUGGAGGAAUAACCGCACUUAUUCUGCCCAAUCUCCACAGUGCGACUGGUCAGAGGAUGUACGAGUCAUACACUUAUACCGACGUCUCUGCAGGAUUCUUCAACGCAGCCCAAGAGCGAUUCAAACAGUAUGAGGGAAUCGUAUAUCACCCUCUAGAUAUCACAUCAGACCCCUUGGCCCAGGGCUUUGACCCAGGUUCAUACGAUCUGAUCAUUGCCUCCAAUGCAAUUCAUGUGACAACCAGCCUGCAGCAGUCUCUGCAAAACGUUGCUCGGCUUCUCAAGCCCGACGGAAAACUGUUUCUCCAGGAGCUAGCAUCGGAAACAAAAUGGAUCAACUAUGUCGUCGGCAUCCUCCCAGGCUGGUGGCUAGGAGACCAGGACAACCGUGAAUGGGAACCAUACGUGACGGCGGAACGAUUCAACGAAGACCUUCAGAAGUCGGGCUUUUCUGGAGUCGACGCCAUGGUUCAUGACGGUUAUCUCAAUGCUCACAUAAUUGCGUCACUAUCAAAUAGCCACCUCGAUCACAAGCAGCAGUUAACAGUACUUUGCGAAAUAACCCAAACAGCAACCGUGGAUGCAUUUAUAUCUACCUUUCAAGACAACGGGUUCGCCUGCGAUAUCCGACACCUUGGAGAAGAGCUUCCCGUGGAUCAGGUAAUCGUUUCAUUACUAGAGGUCGAUCGCCCAUAUAUUCACUCCCUUAGUGAAGAGGAAUUCUCACACAUCAGGAGUCUUAUAACAGGGCUUGGUACAACCCCACUUCUCUGGAUUACAAAGCCCUCGCAAGUGCGAUGUGAAGAUCCCCGGUAUGCUAUGAUCCUAGGACUACUGCGCACAGCCAGAACCGAACUUUCAGUUGCAGCUGUUACAUUGGAGAUUGAGACCUUCGAUGAAAAAGCUCUGGCUGCAACCAUCAAAGUGAUACGGAGAUUGACAAAAGGGGGCAUCGCUGAUGAGCGCUUUGAUCCUGUUAUGGAGUACUCUCACUCAGCCUCCAAUCUAAUGGUCGGGAAGUACUACCCGACGAUCGUUAGCAAUGAGCUGUUGGAUACAGCGGCGCAGCAAUCAGCCAGGAGGCUUGACAUAGGAAAGCGGGGCCUUCUUCAAACUCUUUCAUGGAAGCCAAAGAAGCUUGUCUUUCCGGACGACGAUUGGGUGGAAGUGGAAACUAAAGCUGUUGGCCUCAACUUCAAGGAUGUCCUCAUCGCGAUGGGAAUCGUGGACGGCAACGAGCUUGGGGCCGAGUGCUCCGGCAUUGUGAGGAAAGUCGGACCUGCAGUCCAAACCCUCCGGCCUGGGGAUCAUGUUUUAGUGUUUGCUGAAGGGUCAUUCUCGUCCACUCUGGUGACAAGUGAGAGACUCUGUGCUCGAAUGGCUCGGAAUUUAAGUUGGGCUGAGGCUGCUACCAUGCCUUGCGUCUUCGCCACGGUGCUAUAUUCUCUCCUUGACAUUUCACGAUUGAAACGUGGCCAGACGGUACUCAUUCACUCUGCUUGUGGUGGCAUCGGGUUGGCCGCAAUUCAGGUGUGCCGCUUCGUAGGCGCCGAAAUUUAUUGUACGGUUGGGAGUGAAAGAAAGGUACAGUACCUCAUGGAAGAGUUAGGGAUCCCAAGGGACCGAAUCUUUCAUUCUCGUGAUAAUACUUUCCAACGGGAUGUUCUUGCAGCCACCAAUGGUAGAGGAGUAGAUGUCGUACUCAACUCUCUAUCCGGUGAGCUUCUGCAUGCCUCCUGGAAAUGCGUCGCGAGUUUUGGUAUUAUGGUUGAGCUUGGAAAGCGUGAUUUCAUAGGCAAAGCAAAUCUAGCGAUGGAUAUCUUCGAAUCAAAUCGAACAUUUGCGGGAGUUGACUUUGCGCAAAUUUGCAGAGAACGACCCGAGAUCACGCAGGAUGUCUUGAGGAGGUGCAUGCAUCACUUCGCCCUUGGUGAUAUCAGUCCACUCCCCAUGCAUGAGUUCGCGGCUUCGAGUGUGGAGCAGGCAUUCCGAUACAUGCAAAAGGGCUCUCAUAUUGGAAAAGUCGUCAUAACAAUGCCAGAUUCGAGAGAAGAUGUUCCCGUAUCCUUAAUACCUAGAGUACCUAGGUUCUGUUCUGAUGCUUGCCACAUCAUUGUCGGAGGUCUCGGAGGUCUAGGACGCGCAGUGAGCUCGUGGAUGUCUCUUCACGGCGCCAAACAUUUUAUCUUCUUCUCAAGAUCGGCACAAGAUUAUGAAGACGAUGAUUUUGUCAAGGAGCUACGCACACAGAAUUGUCGCGUCGAUCUGGUUUCGGGAGAUGUCAGCAAGGAAGCUGACGUUGAUGCCCUGGUAAGCGGCUUGAGUACUCCUCUAGCAGGCGUCAUGCAGGCAUCCAUGGUUUUGAAGGAUACAUCACUUGUGAACAUGAGCUUUGACGAAUGGCAGGCAGCAGUACUUCCCAAGGUCCAAGGAACUUGGAACAUCCACAACAGCCUCGUGAAAAACGGGCACAAUGUUGACUACUUUGUGCUCUUCAGUUCCUGGUCAGGUUGCAUUGGUCAAUCGGGCCAAGCUAACUAUGCAGCUGGAAACACAUUUCUUGAUGCUUUUGUCCAAUAUCGGCACUCUCUAGGGCUAGCAUGCUCCGCUAUCAACAUUGGCGUCAUGGAAGAUGUCGGCUACGUGAGCCGGAAUUCGCGUCUUUUAGAUCACUUCCACUCGAUCUACGCUCAUACACUCCAAGAACAGAAUCUCCUGGAUACAAUCCAGUUGGUUAUUGAUAAUUCACUCCCGUCAGACUCGGAAGAGCGUGACAACGGAUCAUUCACCAGCAAAAGCCAGAUUUGUAUCGGGUUACGCACUGCAGUUCCGCUGGGCUCAUCGGACAAUCGCUCGCCCUGGAAACGAGACCCGCGCAUGGCACUUUACCACAACAUAGGCUCGGCAAGCGACGACACCCCAAAUGGCGGAAGUGGUGGAAAUGAGGAUUUCAAACAAUUCCUCCAGCAGAUCCGAGCAAUGCCUUCCCUUUUAGAGGAGCAGUCAUCUGUGGACAUAUUCGCAGAACAGGUCGGGAAAGCGCUUUUCGACUUCAUGUUAAGAGAUCAUUCUGAAAUCGACUAUGAUGCCCCUCUGAGUAGCCUGGGGAUGGAUUCGCUUCUGGCUAUUGAGCUGCGCAAUUGGUUUCGAGCAAAGGUUGGCUUGGACGUAACCACCUUGGAGAUCAUGAAUACCGGAAGUUUACGCAAGUUGGGACAUAUGACAGUUAUGAAGAUGGCAGCUAAGAUAGGGAUGUCAGAUGCCAAUACAAAUGGGGUAGUAGACUCAAGGACAGCGGAUGCAGAGGACAUGGAUGUUCGCUACUUGAACAUGAAAGCUCCAUGAUGUGCUCCUUUGGUCAGGAAACAUACUAUAGGCUCGCUCAGCAGACAGAUCAACCCGUUCAGGCUAAUGGUUUUGUUUCAAGCAUUAAUAUGAAG